Molecule: messenger RNA, 4005 nt
Organism: Scaptodrosophila lebanonensis
Lineage: Eukaryota; Metazoa; Arthropoda; Insecta; Diptera; Drosophilidae
Gene: Cc2d2a
Product: coiled-coil and C2 domain-containing protein 2A
Exons: 7
Coding region: 1-4005 (1334 amino acids)
Biological process (GO): non-motile cilium assembly; protein localization to ciliary transition zone
Cellular component (GO): ciliary transition zone
Source: RefSeq, a predicted model, not a curated record
AUGCAACGCCAAAAAUGUUCUGCGAGUCAAAACAAAACGCAAAGAAAGAAAAAUCGCAAAACACACACAACGCGCUCUUUUCGAAAAACAGACCAGGAGGUCCACACUCUGCUGCAAACACAGGGAAGAGCAGAAAUCUUCGGAACAGCAGAGGAGCUUGAAAAACGUAACCUGUUUUUUUUCCAUGCCACUGAGCAUGCAGCAGCUCCUCUUGAGCAUUCGUUGGAGGCGUCACUCGCACCCGGUUCUGAAAGUGAAGAUGAUUCAACGGCAGUUAUCACAAAAAAUGGAACACCUCUUGCGGCCACUUUUAUACAAAUCGAGCUGGGUGAACCACUGGUAUGGCCAAAAUUGUUCUGCCAGCGGCACUAUUAUGAUGACAGCAUGCUUUAUAGCCCCAGUGACACGCCCAAUUUUCAGCUGCCACUGCUAGACAUGCAGCUAAAGCGACAGCAAAUUCGUAUCCUAAACCGCUUUCAGGAGGAAGCCAAAAGAGAUGCCAGCAAGCUUAGUGCUAGCCUGAUGGCACUGCUCACGGAGCUGCCCACCUUUGUAUUGGAUGAUGCGAUCUAUCGCAGCGAAUGUGACCGGGAGUUUCUAAGCGUUUUCAUUGAUCCUUCGCCGGCAGGACAAGUUACAAGUCUUCCCACGCGCCGCUGUCUAAAGUUGUUCUUUAAGCAGUUACGUUUUACAACACAUCCGCAGAUGCUUGACGAACACCGUUUGGCUCAACAACUGGAGGAUCUUUAUGACUUAUACACGCAGCACCUGAAAAACCACGUUUGUGAGAAGGUUCAACAGGAACUGCAAAUAGCUCGUAACGUGGUGGCCCAGCUGCUUAGACCUGAUCCAGGGGACGAUCAGAUUGAGGCCCACAUUACACGGCAACUUCGACUCACUCAGCAGCUUCGCAAACGGUACUACGCGGAGUCUACUCUUAGGCGCUCAAUGCUUCAACAAUUAUUGACCGAUUGGGCCAGGCUGAAGGAAUUGCGCAAGAAACAACAGUUCCAGUGCACGCGCUUCCAACUGUCUUUGAGUGUGCUGCAACCAUUAGAUCUUGACGAGGCUUGCGCUGCUUGGAAGCAGCAGUUUGAGGCAGACCUGGCCGAGGUGUAUCGCGAACAUCUGCAAGAGUACUAUUGCAAGCGGCGCCUGUGGAGUGAGGAGGAAAAGACAUCCUUGAAGCCACCUCGAAAGCCACAAUUCAACAAAAUCAUGAUAAAACUGCGGGCGGAAUACGAGCGCGCCUUUAAGGAUCCGGAGGAGCCUCAAGUGAAUGUCGUUCAGGUGCAUAGUGAUGACUCUGCAAUUUACGCUGCGAACACGCCUGGCUCCGAAGCGCUGCACAAGGGACGCAGCUUCUUUAUGAAACUCUAUUUUGACAAUCAGUUUGUGGCACAGACACGCAGUUAUCGGCUAGAGCCGGAUCUCCAUUUGUACAUGAAUGAAGGUAUUGGUGUGCUGCUGGAGCGGGCUCUGCCGGCGCAGCUACAUGUCUGGCUUUACGAAAAGUCCUCGCUCUCCACGCACAGCCAACGAAUUGCGGAGAUAAUUGCACCACUGGACUUUGGUAAUAGCAGCGAAAGCGCCAACCGGACAGAUCACGUAAAAUUCACUUUUCAGUCGUCACCGACGUCAAUAUUUGCGGGUGAUUUAUUCCUACGCUUUGAUUGCCGCCUAUGCGAGGAUCGCACACUAGAACUGGACUACAUUCAGAGGCUGCCGGAGGUUUUGCGCCGCAAACUACUUUCUAUAAAGCUGCCGACCCCUUCCUUUCAAGCUGAAAGUAAUAUUACGUACCGGCCCCCAUGUGGUAAACAAAAAAGACCAAACAAUGAGAGGUCCCAGCAUAUGUUUGCCGAACAGGAACUGCAAUUUUGUAGCAUCGACAGCCUGCUUAACAACAAACGAUUCCAGUUGCUCCACUCGCGCCAUACGCAACGCAACCUUCACACCAAACAACUCCGCCUGGUGCCAUCCCUAGAGCACGAAAUUGCGGAGGAUUUGUUCUUGAUACCCAGUGUUAGUCGCGUACUGGAGCCAGGCUUCUGCUGGAACCCAAUUGACCUGCAUAAGCAUCGUGGGCGGAAGUACAUACAGCUGCUAUACGAGAGCAUACGCAGUCAGAGCGUCCAACGUGCCAAGAUACUGCAGACGCCGCAACCGUUGCUGCUGCUCAACGGCGAGCAACCUCCUGGCUGGGCGUCGUUGUGGCGUGCCUUCGGGGGGUGGUUUAUGAAGCAACAAGUGUCACGUGAACGUUCCCUUGACUGGCGCCCCCAAGUGGAUCAAGUGCAGCAUUUUCAGGUGGUGCUUCAUGUGGUCCGAGCAACCGGCGUGCCCGUUCGCAGUCGUCACAUACUUAACGUGGAGAGCAGGCGGCGCAGCAGCAGCGACCCCGGUGGCGGUGGCGAUAUGAGCGCCAGUCUCUUUGUAACCCAAACGCUAAUGUACUCCAAUGUGCGUCCAUUCAUCACAUUGAGCUAUGGUCAGCGCCUGUGUCGAAGCAGCAGCGCCGAGGGCUCGAACCCCACCUGGAAUGAGCAGCUUCAAUUGCAAUUAAGUGGACAAAUAUGCGAGUUACGUGAUGACCUCAAGAUUACGCUCUUCGACGAAAUGAUCGAGCAACAGCAGCCAUAUGGUGAUGAGGCAGAUAUCUAUCAGCGGGUGCAGUGCAACUGGCUAGGUGAAUACCGGAUACCAAUGAGUAGUCUGCUUGCUAUCAAAAAGUUUGAGGGCUGCAUAGAACUAUGCAUGCCCAAGGUGCUCGUAGGCUACAAGCGUCCGCUGAUUGACUCCAUCACCAAUAUGGCAGCCGAACAUUAUCCCGAGUUGAAGGAGUCUGUUCAUUUGUGGUUCUACUUGAGCAUCGAGCCCUGUAAUUACGAGCUGCCGCCCGUGCAGACCUCAGCCCUGGCAUGUGCCGAGUUGCCCGAGUUACAAAGCUAUUUGCUUGAGCGACAGCGUUGGCUGGAACUCCAGCAGAUGAAGCCAGAACGCUAUGUAGACCCGCUGGUGUGCACGGCUCAUGGCAAGCGGGUGUGCCUCACCAGACUAUUGGAGCCGGUGCCCUUACCCAUUACCACUAGCACUAAUGUACUGGAUAGCGUCUGUCGCUUUGUGUCGCUGAUUUCUCAACUACGUAGCUACGAUGCAUGCCAGAGCUUCCAAGGUGUAUGGCUAGACAAUCAAGUGUUGUUGGAUAGUACCUGGGGCUCUCCCAAGGAUCUUGGCGUACUACUGUAUAACUUCAUGCUCACAUUAGACCUUCCAUGCUGGCUAGUCCUGGGUCUUGCUUGUCCCGUUGGGGAAUGCGCGUUUGUGCUUCACAGGCAGUUGGACAGUGGUGAGCUGUUGCUUCUGGCGCCCGGAACGGGUAAGCGCUAUAGUGUCAAAGAUGUUUACUGCCCGCUGACUCGUGUAUAUUGUGUAGUUGGUCAGCAAAAUAUAUUUUACAAUAUUCAGGAGGAAACACGCAUUAGCAUGACAAAUUUUGAUUUUAACGAUGCAGCUUGUUGGUUACCAUUAUUUGGCAAACGAAAAGCAACACCCCAAGGUGGAGUACAAAAAUUGGAUUAUGUCUUUAAGAGAAGCUACGAACUGAGAGAGCUACAAAAGCAAAUAGAGCGGAAAGUUAUGAAGAAAAUAAGUGCCUGGCGGGCCACACGUAAAACCAUCUGGAAUCGGGUCUUUCAGCCCAGGUUGCUAAGCAUAUUGCGUGAAAUGGAAAAAUUGGCUACCCAUACCAGCCCACACUAUGAUGAGCCUUCGUAUAGUGAAGAAUUGGAGCGCGAGUAUCCAAACUAUAGACUAUACGGUUUCACACUCAACUUCGCCUACACAAAUCUCGCAGCAAUAUCGGAACGAAUACGUUCAACUUGCAUUCAUUACAACAACAAUGCGAACAUUGAGUUUUGUGUGGCCGUCCAUAUUAAUGCAUACGCCAACGAUAUACUUUCUGUGUGGGUGUUUCUAUUAUCAGUAGUGCCUCUGAUAGUAUAA